AUGGUUACAGUUACAAGUCAUGAACACCCAUUUACACUCGUAAAGAGGAAAAUCAAAUUCAUUUGUGAUUUUUGUGGUAUUGAUGGAGGCCGCAAUCCUUAUAUCUGUACUACAUGUGACCUUAUGGUUCAUAAGGGUUGCAUUUCAUCGACAUUACCACACACCAUCAAAAUAACACGACAUCAUCACCAUCUUUCUCACCACUAUUAUCUUCAAAAAAGUCAGUCUAACGCAUGGGAGUGCAGAAUUUGUCUGAAUUUAGAUCAUGGGAGUUACUCUUGUUCUGUUUUCGACUGCAAUUAUAUUGCUCAUGUGCGAUGUGCAACCGAUACAAGUAUUUGGGGUGGAACACCUUGGGUGGAAGACAAAGAUGAAGCACUACAAGAAUCUAUAAAUUUGAUCACUGUUCUUAAAAAAAUAAGUGUGAGAGAAGAUGUAUUAGCAACAGAGAUCAAACAUGCCUACCAUGAACAUGAUUUAAUUCUCACUUUUAGCGGUGAAGUCCAAGAUGUUAACAACUGUGAUGGGUGUAUGAGGCCCAUAUCAGCCCCUUAUAAUAGUUGUGAGCAAGGUGAGUUUUUCCUCCACAUGAGCUGCACUGAGUUGCCUAUACAAAAGCAACACCUAAGUCACACUCACCUACUUACACUUAUUAAGGAUGAGCUUGUGUCACGGGGCGAUACUUACGACCACCUUCCGUGCGGCCUUAGGCUCAACCCUUAUCUCGACACUUAG
Molecule: messenger RNA, 735 nt
Organism: Theobroma umbraticum
Lineage: Eukaryota; Viridiplantae; Streptophyta; Magnoliopsida; Malvales; Malvaceae
Source: RefSeq, a predicted model, not a curated record